CUGACUCUUCUUGAUUAUCUUAUCGACCAUUUCCUUCUCCAUUUCACACUCCGCUGGACAUGACUCCAAGAACUAAACAGGAUCACGAUGGGAAAUUCCAGAAGAUCCAAAGAAAUAUGGGAACUGGUAAUUCGAUACCUCUCGAUUUCCGAUAGGAAAAUUAUCAAGCCGUUUCUUUAAUGCUGAAUAGGCUAGCACUGCAUCUUUACGAAGGAUGGUGUCUCUUGCGACCAUUGUCCUUAGCAAUACAGCGUAUGUGGAUGUAUCGAGAAAAUUCAAUGCCGUAA
Haemonchus placei is the source of this 287-nucleotide messenger RNA. The record is from the annotation of a GenBank genome assembly. Lineage: Eukaryota; Metazoa; Nematoda; Chromadorea; Rhabditida; Trichostrongylidae.